Linum tenue is the source of this 244-nucleotide messenger RNA. The record is from the annotation of a GenBank genome assembly. Lineage: Eukaryota; Viridiplantae; Streptophyta; Magnoliopsida; Malpighiales; Linaceae.
CCCCGACAAAUACCCAACCAGAACGUCAGCAUUACCCGAGAGAGGAUAAUCGACGGCGGGAGCGGAGAAGCUUCGUUUCUUCAAUGGCGCGGAAACGGAAAUGGGGUGGCGGGAAUUCAACGGCGAUGCAGUAGUGGGAAGGAGAAGCCUGGAAUCGGAGCAUCGAUAACUGAUUAGGGUUUGGUGAACUGUAGCGAAGCAGUGGCGAGAAGGGAAGCCGUAACAGCAGCGCCUCAAUCCUGAC